CAAAAUGAAAAUUUAUCGUAAUUAGAGUAGAACCAUUUAUAUGCGUAUUAUUGGAAUCUAUAUUCCAUACAUCGCACAUAAAAAUAUUUAAAGGGUAAUGAGAAUGUGUGUGUGUGUGUGACGUAUCAAGAAAUCUAGGUGAAAUUGACAUCAUCAUCAUUUCACAUCGAAUAUAAUGAUUAUUUUAUUUUAUUAUAAACACUCACAACAUAUAUUUAAUGAGCGCAAGCGUGAACGCCUCUUUUUUCAAUUCAAUUAAUGUUUUUAUCAUUUCAUCAUCGACAAAAUUUCCAGAAGUUAUAGCCCAUCUAUAGAACGUUUUGUUCACACAUACACACACAUGCAUGCAUGCAAUUCAUCUGGGUUUAUUUCAACAUACUAAUUUUCUGUCCGUGUAUGAUAUCGGAUAUAAAAUAAAAUUAAAUUUUAUUGUUAUAACAACAAACAAAAUUUCUAAAAUUAUUAUAGAGAAAGUAUAAAAGUAAAUCAUUUUUGGAAACGAGAUGAUGUCCGAUAUUGAGUUGAAAAAUAUUGAAUCAACUGAUCCACUUGUAAUGCAUCAUCAUUCAUCAUCAUCAUCAUCACUAUCGACAAUGACGAUAAAUAAUUUUAAUAAUAAUCAUGAAGCCCUAUAUGUGGAUACAGAUUAUGGUCCAAUAUAUGUUGUACGAAUUGGUGCUCGUAAUCAUUCUGGAAAGCCUUAUAUAAUUACCUAUCAUGAUAUUGGAUUAAAUUUUAGCUCAAAUUUCCAGGCAUUUUUUAAUUAUUCGGAUAUGAAAUUAUUAUGUGAAUCAUUCUGUGUCAUUAAUGUUCAUGCACCGGGUCAGGAAGAGAAUGCCACUAUUUUACCAUCGGAUUAUAUAUUUCCAACAAUGGAUCAGUUAGCCGAACAAGUUGAUUCGGUUUGUAAAUAUUUUGGCAUCACAAAUUUCAUUGGUUUAGGCGUUGGCGCUGGCGCUAAUGUUCUUUCACGUUAUGCAUUGCAAUAUCCUGAAUUGGUUGAUGGAUUAUUCCUGAUACAUCCGACAUCAACACAAGCAUCAUGGACUGAAUGGUUAUAUCAGAAGAUUAAUAUCUAUUAUCUUAGUUCAACGAUUCAAAGUUUUUCGCAAUCUAUGCAAGAUUAUCUACUUUGGCAUCAUUUUGGCGUGACCAAUGAAGAUCAUAAUCGUGAUCUAAUUCAAGUUUAUAAAACUUAUUUUAGUGGCAACAAUCAUGUUCCACGGAAUUUGGCAUUGUUUUUAGAUGCCUAUAUUCGUCGUACCGAUCUAAAUAUUGAACGUGGUAAUCGUGAACGAAAUUUUAAAUGUAGCGUACUCGUAUUAUGUGGUUCACAUUCACCACAUGUUGAUGAUACUGUCAAUAUGAAUGGCCGUCUAAAUCCGGAAAAUUCAACAUGGAUGAAAUUAUCCGGCUGUGGUAUGGUACUUGAAGAACAACCACAUAAAGUUUCUGAAGCAUUCCGGCUAUUCAUACAAGGUAUUGGCUAUGCAUUAACAUCAUUCGAACGACGACGAUCAUUACGGCCACAAAGUGAUGAUGAAUAUGAUACAUCAAUACGUAUGCAUAUUGUGGAAAAUCCAAUUCAAAAUUAAUGAUUCAAAAUUUUUGAAAUGAAAUUGUUUCGCUAGUCGCUUAAAUGAAUGGUUUUGUCUGAAAAUCUAAA
This is a messenger RNA of Dermatophagoides farinae (American house dust mite), 1666 nucleotides long. RefSeq names its product protein NDRG3. The record is from RefSeq and is a predicted model, not a curated record. Lineage: Eukaryota; Metazoa; Arthropoda; Arachnida; Sarcoptiformes; Pyroglyphidae.